AUUCGAGUAGUGAAGAUGAAGAGGAUCAGAAGGGAUCUGAAGAAGAAGCAGAUCCUUCAGAUUCGAGCAGUGAAGAUGAGGAGGACAUCGCAGAUCGUUCCAAUCACAUAAUGAGCCUUUAUACCCCACAUAUGGUCCGAAAAAUCCAGGAAUUGCCCUUACCUCCAAUGAUGAAAAAAUAUCUUAAUUAUAACAGAGAUAUGAACUUUGAAGAUGAUGAAUAAGUUUAAUCUUUGUAAAGUUAAAAGUUAUUAUGUAUUUCUAGUAUAUAGUAUACUAGUAUUACAUAAACCUUAAUCUGUUAAUUAAGUUACUAUUAGGAUACUUUAGGAUUGUCUGUUGAAAUAGUGGUGAUCAAACAGGUUAUUUAAGUAUUAUGUUCUUUGUAAGCAAGUGAUUUGAAUUUCAAUUAAACUAGUUGAAAGUGA
Dendroctonus ponderosae (mountain pine beetle) is the source of this 428-nucleotide messenger RNA. RefSeq lists its product as uncharacterized. The record is from RefSeq and is a predicted model, not a curated record. NCBI's taxonomy places the organism in Eukaryota, Metazoa, Arthropoda, Insecta, Coleoptera, Curculionidae.